ACAGCGACUUUGCAGCAAUUCGAAACACUUUGCAGCACAACGAAGGAUUCCGUUACCAGGGUAACAGUCCAUUCUCGCACGCCAUUCGAUGAAACGCUGCCGGAAAGCUGUUCGCUGUCAUGGAAGCUGCAUUGCCACGUCAUGGCCGAAAAGUUUGAUAAUCUCGAAGAACACCUCGAGAAAUUCGUCGAAAACAUACGACAGUUUGGGAUUAUUGUCAGCGAUUUCCAGCCCAGCAGUCAAACCGGACUCAAUCAGAAACUGAACUUUAUGAUCACAGGACUGCAGGACAUUGAGAAAUGCCGGCAGCAGCUUCAUGAUAUCAACGUCCCGUUGGAAGUGUUCGAGUAUAUUGAUCAGGGUCGUAACCCUCAACUGUACACAAAGGAGUGCUUAGAAAGAGCUUUGGCUAAAAAUGAACAGGUCAAAGGAAAGAUUGACACACUGACUAAAUUUAAAAGCCUCCUAAUUUCUGAGCUGGGGAAGGUUUUUCCUGAAGAGAUGGCUAAAUAUAAGGCCAUUCAUGGAGAUGACCCUCCUUCAUAAGUUACCAGUACCACAACACUUCAAACGCAAGAUGUACAUAUGUUGAUAAUAAUAUGUUUUUUAAGGCUGAAUUCAUCAGUGAAAUAUGCAAAUUUUUACAGCUUUUUCAUCUUUAUAUUUGCCUUUGUAAUUCAUAAGAUUACAGUUCAAAAACUGAGGGACAUUUUGGGGCAUCCUUGAAACAGUGCAAAGCUUUUUUUCCUCAUGAAUUGUAAUUUUCGCAGCAUAAUUUUUUAUUUUUCGUUGAAUAAAUGAUUAUUUUGUGUAAUGACAA
Molecule: messenger RNA, 820 nt
Organism: Onychostoma macrolepis
Lineage: Eukaryota; Metazoa; Chordata; Actinopteri; Cypriniformes; Cyprinidae
Gene: med10
Product: mediator complex subunit 10
Exons: 5
Coding region: 142-546 (134 amino acids)
Biological process (GO): positive regulation of transcription by RNA polymerase II
Cellular component (GO): mediator complex; chromatin
Molecular function (GO): transcription coregulator activity
Source: RefSeq, a predicted model, not a curated record